UACACCAUCUGGGGCAUGAAAUGCUCAUUCUGCCUCUAUUGCACAGCUACAGCAGCAGUGGUGGAGCUCAUCCUCUCCAGCUGCAUUGUGGGUGUUGUGGUUCCCUGUGCAGCAUUCUAUUAUGGCGAGAACUACAUUUCCCAGAAUGCAGAGUUCCUUCCUGGUUCAUGGCUGCAAGGACACCAGGCUGAGGGUGCUGCUGUGCACAUUGCCAAACCCUUUUGUGUGCUGAUGCUGCCGGCACGUCUUCUCCAGGCUUUCAGACGUGUUCCCUCCGUUUUACUGACAUCGAGUUAUUCUUCCUCACCGCACAACAUGGAGAAGCCUGUGGAGACUUCUAUCAGGUCCAAGCUGGCUCAGAACUUGGAACCCUCCCACCUAGAGGUGCUUAACGAGAGUUACAUGCAUUCCGUACCCCCCGGAUCGGAAACUCACUUUAAAGUGGUAGUAGUGUCUGACAUGUUCAAUGGGAAGUCUCUGAUCCAGAGACACAGACUCGUCAAUGAUUUGCUGAAAGAGGAGCUAGCCGGGCCAGUACAUGCCUUAUCCAUUCAGGCCAAGACCCCGCAACAGUGGGAAGAUGACCCAACUGUCGGGAAAAGCCCUGGGUGCAUGGGGGGCUCGAAACAUGACCCGCAAAUGAGCAAGAAACUCAGCACUCAAGUGUAAUAGGGAAUAAUAGACGAUGAGAAUAGUACAGCCUUGUUUUGUGGACACAGCUGGUGUAAUAAUUCCAUCAUACGAUCUGUAAACCUUCUAUGUACAUUGAUGUUUAAAUUAUAUCCUUGUUUGAAAGUAGUAUGGAACCGUAUAUGAGAAUAUACAUUAUUUGUUGUAGAUGUGAAUUUGCUCAUAAUAAAAAAAAAAAGUAUUGUGAAAGCUUA
This is a messenger RNA of Pseudophryne corroboree (corroboree frog), 884 nucleotides long. It is a transcript of the gene BOLA1, whose product is annotated as bolA family member 1. The transcript is spliced from 2 exons. Bases 16 to 669 code for a protein of 217 amino acids. Lineage: Eukaryota; Metazoa; Chordata; Amphibia; Anura; Myobatrachidae. Gene Ontology annotation, cellular component: mitochondrion. The record is from RefSeq and is a predicted model, not a curated record.